Molecule: messenger RNA, 2719 nt
Organism: Homalodisca vitripennis (glassy-winged sharpshooter)
Lineage: Eukaryota; Metazoa; Arthropoda; Insecta; Hemiptera; Cicadellidae
Exons: 2
Coding region: 1241-2227 (328 amino acids)
Source: RefSeq, a predicted model, not a curated record
UAGUUACAAACACGGCCACGUCCAUUUUUUUCACAACAUGAGUUUAGUAUUGGAUAUUAUGGUAUAUUUCAUUGGGAAUCAGAUUCUGACGUCUAUUCAUAUCAAAAACGGCCAGAUAUGUGUUAAAAAUGCAUUUGAAAAUCUGAGUGAGUUACAAAGUCGGCCAGGUCCAAACGCACUUGGUUACAUAUACGGCCACGUCCACAAGAGCCAAUCGGUGAGCUGUAUUCCAGUCACGUGACCUCAGACAGUAGUCAGUGUUUUCUUUCUGCUGUCACUGUGAUACCGUUACUCCAGAAAGCAUCUUUUAUUUCAUGAAUUUAAUUAAUGGUACAUUAGACUAUUAAGAGAUGGAAGUUAAUGUUGAUUUAUGUUCACCUGAAAAUGCAAGAAAAAAGCAGAGACAACCAGAGAAUUGGAAAGUUACCAAACAGAAACUGCAAAGGUACAGCCCAAAGGCCAUGCCAAACUACCCAACGUGUGGUCACAGAGGAAAGUGUCUGAACUGCAGCCUACUGACAAUGGUAGACAUUAAGGAGUUUCAUGCUGCAUUUUAUACCGUAAGAACUAAGAUGAGCCAGGAUGCUUUCAUCUUAAAAUACUGCAGUGUCUCAACACCAGUCCGAUACCGCCCUAGAUCUGGGGACAGAGGUAAGAAAACCAUUAAAUAUAAAUACUUUGUAAAAAACCAAGUUGGAAACCGAAUUGAAGUUUGCAGAAGAGCAUUUUUGGGAAUUCUUGGAAUAACCAAGCACAGAGUAGAAGGUGUUUUUACUCGUUUUAAAAAGGAAGGGUCUGAUAUACCAGUCGAAACAAGAGGAGGUUUCCGGAAAGACUCCAAGUACAAAGCUAAAAAUGAAUCUGUUAUUGGCUUUAUUAAACAAUUUAAUGGACUCGAAUCACAUUACUCUCGGAAAAACAGCAGACGAAUGUACCUUGAUUCAGAUCUAAGUAUCGCAAAAAUGUGGAGGAUGUAUCAGAAUUCUGUUGAACAUGAAAAAAAGUAACUCAGUCUCUGUUUAGAAGCAUCUUUGUUUCAAAGUUUAAUUUAAGUUUUAAAACACCUUCUACAGAUGUAUGCUCUACUUGUCUUGAGCUAAGUGAGACAAUUAAAAGAGAAAAAGAGGAAGUAAAGCUAGGUUCUCUAAAAACUCAGCUGACUCUCCAUAAGACAGUAGCCAAAGCAUUUUUUACACUUUUGAAACAACAGGAUCCAGGUUUGUACAUAAUAUCUUUCGAUAUGCAGAAAAAUUUACCUCUGCCCAAGUUGCCAGAUCAGAUUUGUUAUUAUUCACGACAACUCUAUUGUUAUAAUUUAACAGUAGUAUCUGGAACAUCUUGUGGCAAGAAUGCUCUCGACAAAAAUAAAGUUUAUAUUUACACAUGGACUGAAAAUGAAAUGUGCAAGUCAUCCAAUGAGGUUGCAUCAGCAGUCUUCCAUGAGCUUGAUAGUAAGCUAACAGAAGGAGAAUUUGACAGUGUUCAUACCAUACGUUUGGUAGCUGACGGCUGCGGUGGACAAAAUAAGAACAGUAUUGUUUUGACCAUGUGUUUAUUUUGGUUUAACCGCAGCCCAGCAAAUAUAAAUAGGAUGGAAAUUAUAUAUCCCAUUACAGGCCAUUCAUUUAUGCCCAGUGACAGGGUUUUUGGUGGCAUUGAAAGAGAAAUAAACAAGAAAGAGAAGAUUGUCAAAGUUGAAGAAUACCAUGAAUCAUUUUCAGGUCAUGGUACAGUGAAAAAUCUGGGAGAACAUUGGGAAAACUUUGACUGGAAAACACAGACAAAGGAGUAUAUUAAAGAUACUAAGGACCUCCAUUUUAAAAUAUCUCGUAUAAGAAGACUAGUUCUGACUAAACACAGAAAGCCCAAAUGUAUCAAGGUUCAAGGUGAGAUGACGUACUUACAUGACACUGCUCAAGCUCUAAAGGUUAACAAACCAGGCAAGAACCUGUCAACGAUUAAUCCUGUUCAGUUCAAGAUUGGAGUGAAGGUCCAAUCAGCAAAGUUGAAGGACGUUCAAAAGCUUCUACAAAAUCACUAUGGAAAUCAAUGGCAUGAGAUAGGAUCAUUACAGUGGUACAAGGACAUUAUUGACAAAAAUGAUGGACUUCCCGAAAAACCCCAUGAAUUCCAAAACGAAUGUGAAUGUAUGGUUAAUAACGAACAUGAAGAAGAAUUAAUAGAAAUUGUGAACGAUGGCAGCGCAGACUUUAAUAGGCCUACUUAAGGUCAAUCUAUUCUAUUAACCAUUGACUCAAGAAAUUAGAGUGCUUUGUUUUUUAUUUUGAUUCUUUUUUAAUGUAUUGUCAGUAAUGUAUUUUCUUAAAAAAAAUUUUAUUAACUUUGAUAUUAAAAUUCAAUUGAACUAUUGAUUUUGGGUUUUGUUUUAAUUAAACGCCUAAACACACUCAUGUUAGUUACAAUAUUAACACAAAAUGCUCCUAGUUAAAUAAGUUUGAUAAAGAGCCUGAAUUUGUUACAAACACGGCCAGGUCCAAAAGUUGGUUACAAACCCGGCCACGUCCAUUUUUAUUUUCUAAAUAUCUAAUAAGCCACUUGUUUGUUGUAAUACAUCAUGUAUAAUUUUAAUUUCGGUCAUAGAUCUCAACUCAUACAAAAAAACCAGCUUUAAUAGUAUGUUGAAUCAUUAUGAAACAGUUUUUGCUCUCUCCUGAACAUUUUUGUAAAAUGGACCUGGCCGUGUUUGUAAAUAGACUAC